Molecule: messenger RNA, 2292 nt
Organism: Colletotrichum orchidophilum
Lineage: Eukaryota; Fungi; Ascomycota; Sordariomycetes; Glomerellales; Glomerellaceae
Product: nuclear pore glycoprotein p62
Exons: 2
Coding region: 1-2292 (763 amino acids)
Biological process (GO): protein import into nucleus; RNA export from nucleus
Cellular component (GO): nuclear pore central transport channel; nuclear pore
Molecular function (GO): structural constituent of nuclear pore; phospholipid binding
Source: RefSeq, a predicted model, not a curated record
AUGUCCUUUAGCUUCGGUAACACAUCUACGCCGACGUCGAACAGCGGCUCGACACCGGGGACCUCUGCGCCCGCAUCUGGAGGUCUCUUCGGCGGCGGCGCUACCUCCAGCGGCACUCCCAGCUUUUCUUUCGGUAACCUAGGAUCUGGAGGAGCAGCAGCUGGAUCGAGCACCAGCACACCGGCUUCGGGUGGAGGGCUGUUUGGACAGAACACUGCACAGAAACCAGCCGGCGGCCUCUUUGGCGGUGGUACACCGGCCGCUUCUGCGGGAACACCUGGAUCGGCUGGUGGUCUCUUUGGAGCCAAUCCUGCUGCCGCUGCGUCUUCGACUCCCGCCUCUGGUGGUCUAUUUGGAGGGGGCGCCGCUGCCUCUACGCCUAGCACAUCCGCGCCCGCUUCUGGAGGUCUCUUUGGUGGCGCCGCCGCUGCCGCCUCGACCGGCACGCCUGCCGCAUCGUCAGGAGGCCUUUUCGGAGGAAAUACGGCGUCAAAGCCGGCGUCUGGAGGUCUUUUCGGCGGCGGAAGCACCGCAAGCCCUGCUCCUGCCGGAGGCUUGUUCGGUCAGAAUGCUACUGCAAGCUCGUCAACCACACCCGCUCCUGCUGUAGGUGGAGGCUUGUUUGGCAACAAGGCCGCCUCAAGCACACCCGCUGCCGGUGCUCCAGCAACCCAGGCCACUCCCGCGAAGCCUAUGUUCUCUCUAGGAGGAUCAACGACACCAGCCGGAGCUCCGCCAGCGGACAAGAAACCGGCUACAGGGGGCCUGUUCGGCGGUGCCGCGGUGUCUGGAUCCGCUGCUCCGUCUCCCUUCGGUGCCGCGGCCGGGUCCGCACAGCCCACGGCUGCCUCCACAGCCCAACCUGCCGCCAGCGGUGGCUUUUUCGGUGGUGCGGCUCAGUCGAAGGUCGCAUCCACGGCGCAGCCGGCUGGUUCUGGUGGUCUUUUCGGCGGACAGGCGCAACAGCAACCGGCAGCCGCCGGUGGUCUCUUUGGAGGCCAGAAACCGGCCAGCGCUGCCGCUCCUAUCUCUGGUGGUCUCUUUGGUCAAGCUGCUGCCACCACUACCUCAGCACAGCCGGCUGCAACUCCCGCUGCAGCUCCCGCCGCUGGUGGUGCGUCGUCACUCUUUGGCGGCGCGAAGCCUGCCACUCCCACCACCUCAACACCAGCUGCGGCAUCUGCGGGCGGCUUGUUUGGCGGCAACACAUCUUCGACGCCGGCCCCUGCGACGACACAGGCCGGCUCAAGUGCAGGAGGUCUCUUUGGCGGCGCAAAGCCUGCUGCGCCUUCAGCCUCUACUCCUACGACCACAGCGGCACCGUCAUCACUGUUUGGCGGUGCGGCUGCUGCAACACCGGCGAGCAAGCCUGCGAGCGGAGGACUUUUUGGAAACACUCCUGCCGCUGGCGCCUCUCAGUCAGCAUCUACCCCGGCGGCGACAGCGACAGCGACCACCGCCGCUACAGCAGCUGCGGUGCCCAGCACGACUGCAUCGGUUGGUGGUCUAUUUGGGGCCAAGGCAUCUACACCGGCUGCUGGAACAGCAGCUCAGAACAGCACCACGCCUGCCACCACAUCUGCCGCAACCGGCAAUUCAAAUACCCUCGCUGCCUCCACCACAGGCCCUACAUCCCAGCUUCCUCGCCUGAAGAACAAGUCCAUGGAUGACAUCAUCACACGAUGGGCCUCAGACUUGUCCAAGUACCAAAAGGAUUUCAAACAUUACGCCAACCAGGUCGCCGACUGGGACCUGGGCCUGGUCGACAACGGCGAGAAGAUUCAGAAGCUCUACCUCAACACUUUCGAGGCCGAGAAGGCGAGUCACGAAAUUGAGCGUCAGCUCCAAGCUGUCGAGAGCCAGCAGGACGAGCUCGAGGACUGGCUGAAUCGCUACGAGUCCGAUGUCAAGGAGAUGUUCUCGCGCCAGAUGGGACAGGGCGAGACCCUGGCUGGACCCGACCAAGAGCGCGAGCGGACGUACAAGCUCGCCGAGAAGCUCACGCAGAAUCUCGACGAGAAGAGCAGGGACCUGUCAAAGAUGGUCAAGGAAAUCAAUGACAUCUCUGGUACUCUCAGCAAGGGCACGAAGCCUGAGGAUCCCUUGAGUCAGAUUGUCCGCGUUCUCAACGGGCACCUCGGCCAGCUCCAGUGGAUCGACUCCAACGCUGCGUCUCUGCAGGCCAAGGUCUCGUCCGCGCAGAAGGCGAACAACAACCUCGGCAACCAAUACGGAGGGCCGGAGAACGACGCCGCAGAGAGCUUUUACCGAUCUUACAUGGGCCGGCGUUGA